GACAAACGAAAGAACUCGCCGUCUUUCUUCAUAUAACCUUAUCGUCGCGAUAGAAUAUUGUUCAUGAUCCUUCUCCAAUCUCCUCCAGGAAUGCCCUUAGAUUCCGAUCCGACGACCCUCUCUCCUUCCAUUCUGCCGCCUUCCUCCUCACCCCGUCGCCUCGAUCACCCGUCCUCACGGAGCUCGGCAGUCACCCCCAUCCCCCAGGUGACCUCCGCCGGCCUCGCGUUCGUCGCCUGGUCCUACAGCCGCGGGGCGCCCACCAUCGGAACGCCGCAUGAUAGGCUCACCGCGGUAUGGGACAGCGCUUUCACCGGCGAGCACCACUCGACCACCAGACCUUGUUCCCCUCCUCCCUCCAGCUCCGCGCCCGCCUCCUACCUGUUGUCUCGCCGUACCACCAACAGGUAUGGCCGCCUCUUCUGCGCCAGGCCCGCUGAGAGUUCCACCAGCUCCCGCUUCGUGAAGUAGUGCAAGCUUCCGAAGGAGACGUACACCACCGACCGCUGCGGCUUCGAGUCCAGCCACUCCACGUACCUCUUCUCGUCGGGCUUGCCGGUGCUUGGAUCGGACUCUUUUAGGUUAGUGCUGGCAGCGAAUGGCCAGGAGGGGAUCAGUGGCCCUAUGGUCAGCAGGUCGAUCUCGUCCACCGCAGAGAGAGUGCAGGCUCCAAGUAGAAGUCCGAGUCUACUGCUAGAUAAUGUUCAUGAGAGUUUCCCUUUUUCAAUAGCGCUGUCAUGGAAAGGAUCUGCCCCUGAUUCUCUGACCAUUGGUUCAGAAAACCAGCAGAGUUCAGUUGUUUUUCCGAAAGGGAAUCCAAUCCCAAGUGUCAAAGCUCUUGCAUUUUAUAGAUCUACUACUUUCACAGUUGAUGUUGUGUAUGCUGAUGUGGGUGAUAUGCAAGUUCCAGCAAAAAUUAGCACAUACACAAUUAGUCCUUUCCGGACCAGCAAAGACGAGCGUGCUAAGUUGAAAGUAAAAGUUUGGUUGAAUCUCCAUGGAAUUGUUUCUAUUGAGCCAGCCACUAUGUUGGAAGAAGAGGAAGUUGAAGUUGCAACAUCGGAAGUGGCAGAGCUGACAAAGUUGAAGUUUCGGAAAAGAAGGGCAGGAAAACCAUUGUGCCUGUGACUGAGUUGCAAGAAAAAUGCCAUGGAGGCAUAUGUGUACAAUAUGCGAAACAAGCUAUAUGACAAAUAUCAGGAUUUUGUAACGCCAACAGAGAAGGAAGCCCUUAUCAUGAAGCUUCAGGAAGUUGAGGAUUGGUUGUGUGAAGAUGGAGAGGAUGAAACAACGGGUGUUUAUGUUGCUAAGUUGAAGGAGCUCAAAAAGACAGGUGAUCCGGUCGAAGAGCGUUACAAGGAAUGGACAGAGAGAGGUCCUGCCAUUGAUCAACUGGCUUAUUGUAUUAAUAGUUUCAGAGAAGCGGUUUUGUCCAACGCUCCCAAAUUUGAUCAAAUUGAUUUAGCUGAAAAGCAGAAGGCAAUGUCAAAAAGUAUACUUGCUUUCGCACCUGACCAGGUUUUGUUUUCUGAGAGCAUUCCUUUUGUCAAGUGAGCUCCUGCAGUUACCUGCCUUCAGUCAUAGAUAGGAAAAUAUUUAGAAGCAGAUGGUCGUAAUAUUUAGAAGCCUGUGUUGGAUAAUUUCAAGAGGAGACAUCCCUUUUGCUUGCUGUAUAGCGGAUAUGGGUAACUUUAGAAUUUCUUUUAUAUGGUGAUGCGGGAAACCAAACCUGCGUCUAAGUGAAGAUUUGAGAUAACCUCUUUUUCUCAAUCUUGUAGCUGCAUAGAGGUCUAGAGUCUAACAGUGAUGAUAAAAACUGUGGUAAUAUACUUGGUUUGUUGAUUUGUUGAACAGGUAAUAAAUGAAUGUGGAGAAGCAGAAAGCAUGGUUAUGGGAGAAGAAACAGCAGCAGGAUGCUUUACCUAAAUAUGCCAAUCCAGUUCUUCUUUCUCGAGAUCUAAAGAGAAAAGCUGAGACAAUAGACAGGUCUUGCAAGCCGAUAAUGACAAAGCUGAGGCCACCUCCAGCCAAGCCACAGCCUUCUCCAACUGAGACACCACCAGCUCAACCUCAAACCGUUGAGCAGCAGCAGGUAACCGAUGGAAGCAGUCCGACACCACCUACAACAGCUUCCGAGCCGAUGGACACUGACAAAUCGGGGGGGGGGUGAACCUGCAGCGUGAAGCGCCUCUUGAUAUUAUGAUGUGAUAGUUUAAAAGUGAUAAGGGAUCAUACAAUUUCAUCGAUCGGUCAUUGGUGUGGUCCACAGGCUCACGAGAGAGCAUAAGAGACCUGAUAGACUUACGAGUCCUUGGUUCUCGUUCUUCAACCAAUGUGCAACCAAUGUGAGAUUAAAUUGAGAUUAAAUUGUCUUAUGUGUAAGCUUUGAGUCCUCUUUUUAGUGUCAUUCUGAUAAUUGACCAUUUGGUCAAUCGACCAUUGGUGCGACUCGUCGACUCGUAAGAAAUUAUUCGUUUUCCAUGAUGGGUAUAUCUAUACAUUUUUGUCUUUUUCGAAUAACCAUCCAGGAAUAUA
This is a messenger RNA of Musa acuminata AAA Group (dessert banana), 2535 nucleotides long. Its product is annotated as heat shock 70 kDa protein 14-like. Gene Ontology annotation, cellular component: nucleus; cytosol. The record is from RefSeq and is a predicted model, not a curated record. Gene Ontology annotation, molecular function: ATP binding; ATP-dependent protein folding chaperone. The transcript is spliced from 8 exons. The coding region runs from base 625 to 1128 and encodes 167 amino acids. Lineage: Eukaryota; Viridiplantae; Streptophyta; Magnoliopsida; Zingiberales; Musaceae. Gene Ontology annotation, biological process: protein folding.